CUGGAACGGUCGCUCUACGUUCGGCGCGCCGCCAGUGAAACAAUUUUUGUGUGCACCUGGACAGCGGCACCGUGGAGAACCGCGGAGGUGGGCAAUCGGGCCCGGGAGGCACUCUAGGCCUGCUCGGAGAGUCGCGUGUCGCCAGCAACAUUCGCGGUUUUUUUGCCACCAGAAUAGGCAGCGCCCUACCGGAUACAGGUUAACCUGGAUGGCACUGCGCUACCCUCCAUGAGCACCGAGUAACGCCCGACCACAAGCAAAGCGACCUCAAGGCCAUCCAACCAUGUCUAACAUUCCCAUCCUCAACAUGGAGUUCCGGGAGCUGAAAGAAGCGGUCUGGACAAAGCUCCAAGAACCGCGAACCCAACGCAAGCUCAUCCUCGUCAUUGUCUCCAUAGCUCUGCUGCUUGACAACAUGCUCUACAUGGUGAUCGUCCCUAUCAUCCCGGACUACUUGCGGUACAUUGGAGCUUACCAGGAUUACGCGUUGUCGGGAAACGAGUCACUCCCACCAGGUACACCCCGGAAACACGACCACCACGGCCAGGACCAGGCUACAGGCAUCCUAUUCGCAUCCAAGGCCAUCGUGCAGCUUAUGGUGAACCCCUUCUCCGGAGCACUUAUCGACCGCAUCGGCUACGACAUCCCCAUGAUGAUCGGACUCACGAUAAUGUUCCUCUCGACGGCAGUGUUCGCUUGUGGCCGGAGCUACGGCCUCCUGUUCUUCGCCAGAAGUCUGCAGGGGGUCGGUUCGGCCUUUGCAGACACUGCAGGACUCGCCAUGAUCGCAGAUCGAUUCACGGAGGAGACAGAGCGCUCCAAAGCGCUGGGGAUAGCGCUGGCGUUCAUCAGCUUCGGAUGUCUGGUGGCACCCCCGUUCGGAGGAGCACUCUACCAGUUCGCUGGGAAAGAGAUGCCCUUCCUCAUCCUAGCAUUCGUCUCUCUCAUGGACGGGUUCAUGCUACUGCUCGUUAUGAAGCCCAUCAAGGACCAAAUAAAAGAGUCGCAGAUGAUGAAGCCGCCGUCCGUGCCCAUCUGGAGACUCUUCAUGGACAAGUACAUCGCGGUGUGCGCAGGAGCUUUGAUGAUGUCCAACGUCGCGCUGGCCUUUUUGGAGCCCACCAUCUCGCUCUGGGUAGAAGACAACUUGACCACGGAGAAUUGGAAGGUUGGGAUCAUCUGGCUACCAGCUUUCUUCCCCCACGUUUUUGGGGUUAUCAUCACCGUGAAGAUGGCCAAGAAGUACCCGCAAUACCAGUGGCUCAUGGCCGCUGCAGGGCUAGCCCUGGAAGGCUUAUGCUGCUUCAUAAUACCCUUUGCAAACUCCUACGUCUUUCUCAUGAUCCCCAUCUGCGGGAUUUGUUUCGGAAUCGCGCUCAUAGAUACCGCUCUCCUCCCCACUCUCGGAUACCUGGUGGAUGUACGUUACGUUUCGGUAUACGGCAGUAUAUACGCAAUAGCAGACAUUUCUUACUCGGUAGCAUACGCGGUAGGACCUAUUAUAGCAGGCAGUGUGGUCGAAGCUAUCGGCUUCACCGCGCUAAACGUAGGUAUCGCCCUGAUGAACCUAUUUUACGCUCCGGUGCUGAUGUAUCUAAGACACAUCUAUGACUUCAAGCCUUUCGAGAACGAGGCAAACAUUCUCAUGUCUGACCCACCGAAUAAGGAGUAUCAGACGUACUCGAUGCAGGAGCAGAAACCGGUGGGGGGUGAAAUCCAGAACCACUUAGAGUACAAACAGCAAGAAACUAAUUUCGACUCUGGAUAUCAGAGCCAGGACUACCAGCAUACAGGCUACCAACAGAAUUAUCAGCAGCGCUCUUACCAGCAAGAUCAGCCUUACCAGGAGACCCCGUUCCAGCAGCCUCCGGCUCGUCCUCAGGGGCGCGUUCUUCCUCAACAGCCAGAGGCAGCCAACCCCUUCAGGCCGCAAGUGCAGUCUACUGGAGGAAAUCCUUUCAGGCAAGGCUUCUAAAAUAGGUGUGUAUAUUGUAUAUUCGGUUAGUAAGCGUUUUGAGUUUCUGUAUUUUGUGUACAUAUCACACCGAUUGUUCCUCUUAUUGUACAUAUCGGCUGAUAUAAUGUUAGAAUAGACAAAUGACAAGCUGGCUGCAGAUUGAUACGUAGAUACUCAUUUCCAUUAAGGUAAUUUACUGUUAUCUUACAUGAAGAAUCUAAUAGAAUCGACACUGAAUGAAUAUUACUUCUUCAAUAAUAGUAAUGAUGAAAUUGUAUAGUAGUAUUCAGAAUUAUGUUUUCAUCUUCAUUGUAGAAAUUUGAGUAUUUUUUAGGUUCAAUGUUGAUCAAUAAAUCUCAAGAAACUACAUUUGUUCAUGGGAGUGUGUACAAGAAUAUUUUUGUUGUAUAACAUGAAAGGGAACAAUUUUAGAUUUGGUCUCAGUUAAUAACAAAACCAUACAAAUAUGUCAAUGCGAGUUAAAAUAACAAAUAGUUCUUUGAUGUUGAUUUGGAUUUUGAUAUAUUGUUUUAUGGACAAUUUGGGCAUAAACUAUAAACUUUCGGAAAAACAUAGAAUUGGACUUUUUCAUUCAAAAUCAUAACCAAAUCUCUAGCUAUUUUCCAACACUGAUGUGAUUUAUGAAUAUUUUAACUUCAUAGACAAUCCCUAAUGGAAGUAGAAUUUUAUUGAAUCGAUCUGAAACCGCAGUCAUAUAAUACGAUACUGAAGUUAUAUUUGAUGGUAUUAUUUAUGUGAAUUAUUUGGCAGAUUCAAUGACAUCUAUUAGAUUCCUGGAUGGGUCUGUGGAAUUAUUAUGAAUGGCAUUUGUGGAGAUGAAACUUUGGAAUAAUUUUCAACAAAUCUGAUACGAUAUCAAUCGAAUGUUUUGAUCUCAAGUUGACAUUUCAAUUGUAAUUUAUAAUUUGGCAUGAACUCAAAUGAAAUUCUCAUAGCUUUUAUAAUAAAUUUUCCAAUAAUCCAUAUCUUUUCAUACAUUUAUUUCUGUACUAGUCAACAGAUCAUACUUUAAACUGAUUAUUAUUUGCGUUGUGAGUUGAAUCAAUAUCUGAAGGCGAUGGUAAGAAUGUUUUUUAGUUGAAGGUUUUCGAUAAAUAUCAACACAAAAUGAAUAUAUCAAAAACUGAAACAAAAUAUAAACAAUUAUAGAAAAUGCAAACAAAUGAUUGAUUAUUUUGACUG
Messenger RNA from Leptinotarsa decemlineata (Colorado potato beetle), 3160 nucleotides. It is a transcript of the gene VAChT, whose product is annotated as Vesicular acetylcholine transporter. Gene Ontology annotation, biological process: xenobiotic transport; transmembrane transport; chemical synaptic transmission. Gene Ontology annotation, cellular component: AP-1 adaptor complex; terminal bouton; AP-2 adaptor complex. Gene Ontology annotation, molecular function: xenobiotic transmembrane transporter activity; acetylcholine transmembrane transporter activity. NCBI's taxonomy places the organism in Eukaryota, Metazoa, Arthropoda, Insecta, Coleoptera, Chrysomelidae. The record is from RefSeq and is a predicted model, not a curated record.